AUGGCUGCUCAAAGGCCGUCACAUGCCCUGGCUGGUGUAAUUCUGGGACUGUUGAGAGUUUGGAGACAUGCCCGCCAGCGUCUGCCAUUAUUGCAGGUCCUGCGCAGCAGUUUCCCUGGCGUGCGGAUCCACGAUGACGUGAUCAGCCUGGAGAGGCUGCCAGAGGAGACCGAGCUGCUGGUGGCUGGCUUCCCCUGCAUUGACGUCAGCCGUGCGGGGCUGCGGCGAGGCCUGGAGGGGCAAUCCACCGGUCUCGUGCGCCACCGCGCCAAGGAUGACAACCGGCCGGUACCGUGGGUCCUGCUCGAGAAUGUGGAAGCGCUGCUGGACAGACAUGCAGGGGAGCCCCCCGUUAUGCAGCACUGUGCCCAGAAGUUCAUUGAGCUGGGCUACCAGAGCUGGGCAUACCGCGUUGUCAACUCGGCAGGAUUUGGCGUGCCCAAUCGCCGCCGCCGGGUGUUCAUGGUGGCGGCACUGCAUGGUGAUGCGCGAGACGUGCUGCUCUCGCAGGGAGCCCAGAAGUGCACGGGCGGCUGCGAGCACUUGUUUGGCGGGCGAAGGUGCUAUCCUUGCCAUGCUAACGAGCUGCGCAACAUGCGGCACCACAACCGCGUGUCCUAUGCUCUGGACAUGGGCAAUGCCAUGAGCCCCGCCGGGGAGGAUGUGGUUCCCACGUUCACCACCUGCAAUGACCGCAUGUUGCUGCUCCUGGCGGAUGGCGCUUCGGGCAUGCUGCGUGUCGAGGAUGCCGAGCGGCUGCAGGGCCUGGAGGAGGGCCACACCCGCCCCUGCUGGCCCAUCCAGACCCCGGGCCUGGCCGCCCACCGUAGCGCUCGUCGUGAGGAAAAUGCCGAGGCUGCAGCCAGCAAGCGAUGGGACCUCCUGGGCAAUGCCGUGACAGUACCAGUGGCCAGGUGGCUGGGGGAGCGGCUGGCCAACCCUUACCAGUACAAGUAUCAUGGUGUGUCCACUGCCGACCGCCCCCUGGAGGCGCUGUUGACUGAGGGUGCAGCCCCAGAGGCGGAUGCCUCCAUGUGGCCCCGCCCGCAUCAUGUGUGGAGCCACGUGGCCACGAACCAGCUGCAGGACGCAGUCAUCUUUCGUUACCUCAGCAUCGCACAGCGCAAGAAGGAGGUGUCGCGGCGGCGCAAGCGCCGUGAGCGCGCCGCGGCAGCAGCCGAGGCAAUACUGGCUGGAGUCGCCGGCGACGAGGUGGCGGCGGGAGCUGACAGCGGCGCAGACGAUGGCGAUGCCAGCACCAGCGGCAGCAGCGAGGACGAGGGAAGCGAUGUGGAGGGCUUUGUGGGGGCGGAUGCAGAGGCGGCGGAGAUGCUUGCGGUGGCACGCGCCGCCAGGAAGCAGGCAGCGGCGGAGCGUGCACAGCAGGCGGCGGCUGCAGCUGGCGCUUCCACAGCCUCCCCCACCCAGCCCUCAGGACCCCUGACGCCUUGCGAGGGCUCUAUGCCACCCGAGCCGCACAGCACCGCUGCUGCUGCUGGGUGCGAGGGCGAGGGCAGCGAGGGCGAUGGUGCCAGCGGCAUCCCUGCCGCCGCUGUCGCCGCAGAUGCAGAUGCUGUGGAUGAUAGGGGGACCCAAGCGACCCCCAUGGUGGUGGCUGUGCCCAAGGCCAGCCAACCUGGCGAAAGGGGUGAAGGAUCUGCAAAGGCUGAGGCACGGCUGGCUCGUGCCGAGGCUGAGGCGGACCAACAAGACCUGUUCCAGGCUGCCAUCGUGCGCAGGAAGCAGCGUGGCCUAGUGCAACAGGUGGCACGGCAGCAAUCGCAGUGGGAUCGUGAGGCCUGGCCUCGUGCGGCCUGGUAUGUGCGGGGUUUGGGCUGCUUUGGCUGCGAGGAAAUGAGCGAGUGCCCAGUGCCCAUGCCGUUUGUUCCGCUGGGGGACUUCAUUGCGGAUGUGGGCAGGGAGGCAACCCAGGAGGAGAUUCACACCUACCUUCACCGCAUGAGGGAGAAGGGGUGGGACGUGGGGCAGACCAUUGAGAAGCUGCUGCAGAACGGCGCCCGAAUUUCGGCGGAGGCCCACGAAAUCGUGCGCAUCCCGGGCCUGCUGACCGACGCAGACAUGAUUGGCGACCUGGUGUGGGUGCGGGACAAGACCGUGGGCUGCUGGUGGCCGGGCGAGAAGCUGGACCCGCUAGACAUGCCGGCGGGUCGCGACCUUCCGGCUGGGGCAGUCAGGGCUCUGUCCGCCACUGAGAAGCUGGUGAGCCUGCCGCAGUACCAAAAGCUGGCGGCCAAGCUGACGCCUGAGCAGCGCGCUGAGAGCCUGCGUGUGCUGGUCUGCUACCUACCAAUCAGCAGCGGCAAGUGGCAGUGGUAUCGAGCCUCGGAGCUGGAGUCCUUUGAAGGCAAUGCAGAGCGCGAGCGCGAGGCAUUUGCGCUGGUCAAGAGCAACGGCGGGCGCUGGAAACAUGGGAAUGAGAUGGGGUGUGCCCUCAAGGAUGCCAAGGCCAGCCUGCACAUCAAGCACCACCGCAACUGCCUGGAGGCAGACCGAAUGCGGCGCACCCGCGCCUCGGCGGCAGCGGGUGCUAUCAACCUUAAGCAGCGCUGUGGACAGUGCAAGACAUGCAUGAACAACUACGCGGGUCAGCGCCGCUUCGACUGCCUUACGCAGCGUAUGAAGGCCGCCGCACUGUCGGGACAUGCGGGGGCACAGAUUGGUGUCAACGGCGAGGGAGCCGUGGGAGCGCGUGUGGAGGUGUGGUGGCAGGGCGACCAGUGCUUCUAUUCGGGCAUCUUGGCGCUGUACGAUGCCGUGUCCACAGAACACACAGUUUGCUACGAUGAUGGGGAGGUGGGCAUGCACCGCCUGUGGCAACAUGAUGAGCGCAUCCGGCUGGCCAGCCCGGUGGAGCAGUGGCCGCGCGAUGCGGCGCUGGCACAACACCGCCUCAAGCUGGCCCAGGAGAAGCUGCGGAGCAGGGACCACGGGCGUCGCAUCGCGGGCCCGAUUGUGGAGGCUCUGCCACCGCCUCUGCAGGCGGACGAGCAGCCACCGUAUGUCAUGUCAACAGAGGAGCUGCGCCGCAAGAACCGGGAGGCCUUUGAGGUGCUGUUUGGCAGCGCAGUCAAGGGGCUGCAGGCCACGGGAGCAGUACCUGAGCUGACAGCUGAGGAACAGGAGGUGGUGGCAGCUGCCCAGCACGAGGCGCGUGCAGCAGCGGGCCAGGCGGCGCAGCACGCCAGUCUCGCUUCAGGCGGCGGCAAGGACAAGGGCAAGGGCAAGGCGGCCACAGCUGGCGGCAAUAAGGGCAAGGAGGCAGCAGAGUCGGGGGCCGCUGCGCCUGCUUCAGCGGGCGGGCUCAUUGGCGAGUAUGCAGAGCUGUUUGGCAUCAGCCCCGAGGCUGACGCUGGCCGCACCCGCAAGCGCCAUGCAAGGUCGUCAGCUGCCGACGAGACGGCCGGCAGCAUCGAUGCUUUCCCGUCCCCACCACGCAUCAAGCGCGGCCGUUUUGUUGCGCUGGAGAAGUGUGGCGAGUGCAAGCACUGCCUCAACCCCAAACUCAAGAAGGCGUGCAAGGUGGUGCUCCUGCAGCGCAAGCUGGCGGGUGGCGCCUGGCGGGGAUGA
Chlorella variabilis is the source of this 3588-nucleotide messenger RNA. Its product is annotated as expressed protein. Lineage: Eukaryota; Viridiplantae; Chlorophyta; Trebouxiophyceae; Chlorellales; Chlorellaceae. Gene Ontology annotation, molecular function: methyltransferase activity. Bases 1 to 3588 code for a protein of 1195 amino acids. The record is from RefSeq and is a predicted model, not a curated record. Gene Ontology annotation, cellular component: nucleus. The transcript is spliced from 27 exons.